Molecule: messenger RNA, 1605 nt
Organism: Malassezia pachydermatis
Lineage: Eukaryota; Fungi; Basidiomycota; Malasseziomycetes; Malasseziales; Malasseziaceae
Product: nop domain-containing protein
Exons: 1
Coding region: 1-1605 (534 amino acids)
Cellular component (GO): box C/D methylation guide snoRNP complex; small-subunit processome
Molecular function (GO): snoRNA binding
Source: RefSeq, a predicted model, not a curated record
AUGGUGCUGGUCCUUUUUGAGACAGCCGUAGGCUUCUGCCUGUUUUCUCUGUCAGAUGAGGCCAAGCUCAGCUCGCCUGAUCUGUACAAGCACUUUGAGAGCGAGGCGAAGGCCAGCCGACUCCUUCAGCUUCAAGCGAUUCACCGGUUCCAAAGCACGGUCGAAGCUGUGGAAGGUGCUACCGCUGUGAAUGAGGGCAAAAUCAGCAAGGGUCUGAAGCGAUUUCUUACAGAAGAAGUUGUUGAGAAAGGCGGGAAGAAGGGCGCUUCGGUGGAGCGCCUCGUCGUCUCGGAGCCGAAGCUUGCGUCGGCCAUCAACAAGAAGCUCGGCAUCCAGGUUACGUCGGAGUCGAGUCUUAUGGAUCUGUACCGCGGUAUCCGUGAGAAUCUUGCAGCGCUGCUGUCUGCUGGGUCACCCGAGGCUGGCGCUCUGGACCCGCGUGACCUCAACACCAUGAGCCUCGGUCUCUCUCACAGUCUGAGCCGUUACAAGCUCAAGUUUAGCCCUGAUAAGGUGGAUACCAUGGUUGUCCAGGCCAUUGCCCUGCUUGACGAUCUCGACAAGGAACUUAAUAUCUAUGCUAUGCGUGUCAAGGAAUGGUAUGGAUGGCACUUCCCGGAGAUGGGCAAGAUCCUUACUGAUAACAUUGCCUAUGCGAAGGUGGUGCGUGCUGUCGGCUUCCGUACCAAUGCGUCGGCAUGCGAUCUCUCGGAGAUCCUCCCGGAAGAGAUUGAGCAGACGCUCAAGGCCGCGGCCGAGAUCUCGAUGGGUACUGAAAUUAGUGAGUCGGAUAUGGAGCACAUCUGGAGUCUGUGUGACCAAGUAAUCUCCAUUAGCGAGUACCGCGCGCAGCUUUACUCGUACCUGUGCAACCGUAUGAGCGCGAUUGCGCCGAACCUUACUGCGCUCGUUGGCGAGCUGGUAGGCGCGCGUUUGAUCUCGCAUGCUGGCUCGCUCAUGAACCUGGCCAAGCAGCCUGCUAGCACCAUCCAGAUUCUCGGUGCGGAGAAGGCUUUGUUCCGUGCAUUGAAGACCAAGCACGACACGCCCAAGUAUGGUCUGCUGUACCAUUCGAGUCUGGUGGGUAUGGCGCCGCCGAAGAUGAAGGGUAAGAUGGCGCGUAUGGUGGCGACCAAGACGGCGCUGUCGGUGCGUCUGGAUGCGCUGGCAGAUGCCGAUUCCAAGUCUGACUUGUCUGCUCCGACGAUUGGCUCGGAAGCACGUACCAAGCUGGAGGCUCGCGCGCGUGGAUUGGAGCAGCGUGCGACACUGUCGGGUCUGCGUGCCAGCCGCGGUGCUGAUAGCGGCUACAAGCAGCAGAGCUUCACGAUGGAGGCCGCUGGCCGUAGCUACAAUGCUGGUGCGGACGCGCCCCCUGUGGUAACGGGUGUGGCUGACGAGGAAGACGAGGAGGAAGAAGACGAGGACGAGUCCGACGUGGAGGACAAGAAGAAGGCGAAGAAGGCGAAGAAGGAAAAGAAGGAGAAGAAGGAGAAGAAAGACAAGAAAGAGAAGAAAGAGAAGAAGGACAAGAAGCGGUCUGCGUCCGACGAGGGCGACGAUGGCGAGUCCAAGAAGAAGAAGAAGAAAAAGUCCAGCGAGUAG